Messenger RNA from Rhipicephalus microplus (southern cattle tick), 1670 nucleotides. Its product is annotated as oxytocin receptor. Gene Ontology annotation, cellular component: plasma membrane. NCBI's taxonomy places the organism in Eukaryota, Metazoa, Arthropoda, Arachnida, Ixodida, Ixodidae. The record is from RefSeq and is a predicted model, not a curated record. Gene Ontology annotation, molecular function: G protein-coupled receptor activity; peptide binding. Gene Ontology annotation, biological process: G protein-coupled receptor signaling pathway; cellular response to hormone stimulus.
CUGAAACCGACCACUAGUAGAAGUGCGGGUAUACCAAAGACGACUUCGUCUGUUCAUCGUAUGAAGCGGCGGAGUCUGGUUUUCAUCGAAUUCGCGGAAGAGAUGCAGGUAGCGACUAUACAGCGUGGGGUCCCAUUUGAUGACAGCACUUCAACAAAGCCACGGGGCAAGUAACUGAAGGCACCAGUGGAGCCUUAAAGUCUCUAGUGUGUUCAACGGGUGUUCUUCAUCAGCGCACCUCAUCGCCAUUAUUGUGGCCCGUCUCGGUGGGCAUGGGGCGAGACCGAAUUCUAUGCCGAACAACUGUGCUGAUCGCACCACAAUGUCGUCCGUACUCGACACACCACCCGACAACGAGACGGCGUGGGAAGUACCCGUGACAGCCGGAGAUGUACCCGUGACAGCUGGAGAUGUACCCGUGACAGCCGGAGAUCUGUUUGGCCCGCAUUACGCCAAGACGUUGCGCAUUGCACUUAUCAGUGUCAUGCUUGUGCUGUCGCUUAUAGGCAAUUCGAUCGUGUGUCACCGUCUGCUGACAUCGCGGCGGCACAGAAUGUUCAAGGCGCAGAUGCUCUUUCUGAACCUUGCCCUCGCCGACCUUCUCGUCACUCUGGUCACCAUGAGUUCUCAAUUGGUGUGGGAGGUCCUGGGCCGCGUCUGGGUCGCAGGAGACGCGGCCUGCAGAUUGUUCAAGGUGCUGCAGACGUUCGCACUCGUCUCAUCUACGUACAUGCUGGUCGGCAUCGCGGUGGACCGCCACUACGCCAUCUGCAAGCCGCUGGCGCCGGCUCCCAAACCACGAUCGCUGGUCACAGUCUGCUGGCUGCUGUCUCUCCUUCCGUCCCUUCCGAACGCGUUCAUGUUCCGGAUAGUUGUGAUACGGAGCGAGUGCUACUGUGCCUCUAUCUUCUACAUAUACCAGGACUCCGUGGUUCUACGUCAAGCCUACAUGGCUUUCAUCUUCACGCUGGUGUUCAUAUUACCGUUGGUGGUUCUAGUGGCGCUGUACUCUUGCAUCUUGUUCAGAAUGUGGAAGAUAAGCAGCACCGCUUCUAACGGGCAGCGAGGGGAUGCCACCGCUGUGUCGUGUACUGGUUGCGUAGAGGGUGCCGGUACCACUCUGCCCAAAGCGCGACUGCGAACUUUCAAGAUGGCAGCGAUUAUAUUUGUCGCGUUUCUCGUGACGAACCUUCCCUACAUGGUGCAGGAAAUGCUGCUCGCCUUCGCACCGAACGUCUCGCUCGGACCUCACAUAGUUGCCGUGUUUGGCGUCAUCUCAGCAUCGAACAGCGCCAUCAACCCGUACGUCUUUCUGGCCUUCAACGGUGGCGCCACCGUCUUCGGGUGUGACGCCCACGUGCGCAUCUUGUGGCGCCGCCUGGCGUGUUCUUCGGGCUCAAAACGAACCACUGGCACUUUUCGCACUGCCUGGUCGACAUUGCAGACUCGCAACAGAAGGCGCUCGCCGACGGUCAAAAUGUUUCCCUCACCCGGCAAAAACGAGUGCGGUGAAUCACAGCGAAAAGUCCCAGAAAUAGACGGGAUGGCGCCACUGGGAGAAUGCCUUUAGCUACUUACUCGUAGUACGUGUUUGGCCGUUCUUUCACUGGCAGCAGGGAGAUGAGAAGGUCACCAAUAUUUGUGAGGCAAACUUAACUAAUCAUCAAGUG